AUGCAUGCUUCAUCCCUCUACCCCCUUGCUCUUGCAUUCCUUUCAUUACUUUCACUCUCAGCUGCAACCAUUCUCACCAUCAGCAUUCCAGCUUCCAACCUCCUUCCGAAUCCCAACACGCUCCCGCCUUCGACCCACGCGACUCUAACUACUCUCACUCCCAAACGAGCUCUAUUAAAAGCGCCGUUAACACGCUCUUCAACCUUCAUUUUCCCCGAUCUUGGAUCCGGUUCAGAUUCCGCUUCAUCAUCGCGAAGCCCAACCUCAUAUCUGUUAGAUAUCCAUUCGCGAGACUAUGUAUUCGCACCUUACCGCGUCGAUGUUGGGGCCGAUGGGAACGUGAUUGGGGUGUGGGAGACUUUUCGCGGAAACCCAUGGGAUAACAAAGGGGUGGAGAAAGCGGUAGGAACGGGCUCAGGGCCAGUCCAUGUGGACGCCAAAGUGUUGGGAAAGCGGGAGUUCUACGAGCAAAGAGCAGGAUUCUCGCCGCUCAGCUUGUUCAAAAAUCCGAUGAUUCUCCUGGCUGUCUUCGCACUCGGGGUUACGGUUGGGAUGCCUUAUCUUCUUGAGAACACUUAUACCGUGGGCAUCCGAGAACUUGACAGCGCUGACCAUCCAAUCUUUCCUUACGUUUUAGUGGACCCCGAAACGCGUGAAGAAUUCGAGAAACAACGUGCUAAAGGCGUACUUCCCGGAAGCGGGUCGAAAAAGGCUGCUGGCCCCAGUUUUGAUCUUGCAGGGUGGAUGGCAGGAACAAGUCCUAGCCCAAUUGAGGUCGCUAGAGAAGCUAGCACCAGCGCGAGAGAGGGUGGAAGUGGCCAGCCUGCUCCAUCAUUCAACAACAUUUCUCUCUCUGCAUUAAAUUUACCUUGGAACCAUUCUGAAAAAUCACUUGUCUUCAUGUCGUUUGCGCCUCCUUCCGGUCCUCCGCCGCCCCCGGUGCCAGAGGGGUGGAGGGCACAGUAUAGUGACGCAUACAGGCAAUGGUAUUAUGUUGAUUUGAGCACUGGUGUUUCACAGUGGGAUCCGCCAACCAUGCCAACGGAGUCUGUUGCGCAACCUCCCGUGCGACCUCCUGCUGCUUCAUCUUCUCCUCCGCCAUCUUAUGAAGCGUCGGGCUCCGGAAAUACAGAAGCUGCCGCUACAGCUGCUAAAGCCGACCAGAAAAAGGGGCCAUUACCUGAACAGCCACAACUUGGCUCAAAUAAUCCAUAUCUUUCCGAAAACUCAAAUCGCUACCCUCAUGAGACGCCUGUGUCACCGGAGAAAAAGGAUGUUAAGAAAUCGCCAGACUCAGGCGACGACGAUGCUCGACUUGCCGCACAGCUACAAGAGGAAGAAAACGAGCGGGCCCGACAACAAGGCUACGAUUCCGUCCUUGAAGCGAAUAACACAGAACCAAGAACGUCACAUUCCACCAGAAUCCCCGAGCCUACACUUCCUUCUCCAUCUUCUUCAAACCAGCAGCAAAGUAAAGGGAAAAGCGGGUUUUUCGGAAAACUACUUGAUAAAGCCAAACGCCACGCAUCAUCAUCCGCUUCCUCAUCUACCUCUCGAUUGCAUGCUCCCCAUGCUCCUCAUGCGCCUCAUUCACCUCAUGCAUCGCACGCAGCCUACUAUUCCCCGUCGCCACAACCACAGUCACAAUACAUGUAUCCUCCCCAACAGCAACCGUUUGGUGGAUAUGCCGGCUACCCGCAGCAAGGUGCAGGUGGAUACUAUGGCGCUCCAUUCCCACCACAACAGGGCUACGUACCGCAUAACAGACUAGGCGGGCGUGGCGGAGGUGGAAUGGGAAUGGCUGGAGCCGCGGCGCUUGGAAUGGGUGGUGGAUUGCUGGGUGGAGCGCUUUUAGCAAAUGCAUUGGAUGAUGAUUAUGGUGACGGAUAUCAAGAUGGGUUUGGUGAUGGAGGUGAUUUUGGCGGUGGUGACUUUGGCGGGUUUGAUUGA
Molecule: messenger RNA, 1950 nt
Organism: Uncinocarpus reesii 1704
Lineage: Eukaryota; Fungi; Ascomycota; Eurotiomycetes; Onygenales; Onygenaceae
Exons: 5
Coding region: 1-1950 (649 amino acids)
Cellular component (GO): EMC complex
Molecular function (GO): protein binding
Source: RefSeq, a predicted model, not a curated record